Xyrauchen texanus (razorback sucker) is the source of this 7769-nucleotide messenger RNA. RefSeq names its product mitogen-activated protein kinase kinase kinase kinase 3-like. The transcript has 33 exons. NCBI's taxonomy places the organism in Eukaryota, Metazoa, Chordata, Actinopteri, Cypriniformes, Catostomidae. Gene Ontology annotation, biological process: protein phosphorylation. Gene Ontology annotation, molecular function: ATP binding; MAP kinase kinase kinase kinase activity. The record is from RefSeq and is a predicted model, not a curated record. The coding region runs from base 104 to 2803 and encodes 899 amino acids.
CCUUCAUAUCCCUGCGUUACUGAAUGUCCCUGCAGUCUUCGCCGACCUCCCGUUUCUGACAUCAGGACCUUAUAUAUAAAGGCAACAAACGGUAAAUCGCAGGAUGAAUAUAAGUCUGGAGCUGUCGCGGAGAAACCCACAGGAAGACUUUGAGUUGAUCCAGCGGAUCGGGAGCGGAACCUAUGGGGAUGUGUACAAGGCUCGUAAUGUCAACACUGGAGAACUGGCUGCUAUCAAAGUCAUCAAACUAGAACCAGGAGAAGACUUUGAUGUGGUGCAGCAGGAGAUUAUUAUGAUGAAAGAUUGUAAACACUCAAACAUUGUUGCAUACUUUGGCAGUUACCUCAGGAGAGAUAAAUUAUGGAUCAGUAUGGAAUAUUGUGGUGGAGGCUCACUACAGGAUAUAUAUCAUGUUACGGGCCCCUUGUCAGAAUCCCAGAUUGCAUAUGUGUGUCGGGAAACCCUACAGGGUGUUUACUACCUCCAUAACAAGGGCAAGAUCCACAGAGAUAUAAAGGGAGCAAAUAUUCUUCUAACGGACAAUGGCUAUGUUAAGCUAGCGGAUUUUGGGGUGUCAGCUCAGAUAUCAGCAACUUUAGCUAAAAGGAAGUCCUUUAUCGGAACUCCAUAUUGGAUGGCACCUGAGGUGGCAGCAGUAGAAAGGAAAGGGGGCUACAAUCAGCUGUGUGAUAUUUGGGCAGUGGGCAUCACAGCCAUUGAGCUGGCAGAGUUGGAGCCGCCAAUGUUUGACCUGCACCCAAUGAGGGCGCUCUUCCUAAUGACCAAGAGCAAUUUCCAACCACCCAAACUGAAAGACAAAGUCAAGUGGACAAAUAAUUUCCAUCACUUUGUGAAAAUGGCUUUGACCAAAAAUCCCAAGAAGAGACCAACUGCUGAUAGGUUACUGCAGCACCCGUUCUUUACCCAGCCACUUAGCCGGACUCUUGCCAUUGAGCUGCUAGACAAAGCCAACAACCCUGACCACAUCACACACAGCGAUGUAGAAGAGGACGACAUUGACCCAGAAUCUCCUGUGUCAGUUCCACAUCGAAUCUGUUCAACUAGCAGGAGCUCGAGAGAUGGAAAGACUCUGUCUGAGAUUAACUUUGAUAAGGUGAAGUUCGACCCACCUCUGAGAAAAGAGACAGAACCGCAUCACGAGAUGGAUCUACAGUUAGAGCCCCAAAGCAUUCUUGGAAACAACAAGAGUCUAUUAAAAUCUGUUGCUGAGGAACUUAAUCAGAGGGGUCAUGUGACACAUUUAGAGAAUGAGGAGGAAGAUGAAGGUGAUGAUGAUUUGCACUGUAACUCCACUUCAACCAUGAGGCCGAAAGUACCACCACCACUUCCACCCAAGCCAAAGUGUCUGUCCCCUAUUCAGAACUGUACGGUCUCAGAGGACAAUACUGGAGACGGAACCAUUAAACGUUGUCCAACUUCUGCAGGCUCCACUCCUCCUGCUCGCCCUGCUUCCUGUGUGCCCCCCAGACCGCCACCUCCUCGCCUGCCUCCACACAGACGGAAUAGUCUAGGUAACAAACAAACUGAGCAUGCUCAGACAGAGCCAGCAGGGGAUGAUGGGAUUUAUAGGUUCUGGGAAUGGCUUCAUGCUGAACAACAGGAUGAACAGAGUAAUGGAGUCUGCUCUGCCCAGGAAAAUGGAGAGAGAGAAAGACUGGCCUCCCUUCCCUCAUCCAGUCUACAGAAACUAAUCAGCAAUGGCCUGCCACCAACCCCUAAAGUACAUAUGGGAGCUUGUUUCUCGAAAGUGUUUAAUGGCUGUCCCCUAAAGAUUCAUUGUGCUUGUUCCUGGAUAAACCCCAACACCAGAGAUCAGUAUCUGAUAUUUGGAGGAGAGGAAGGAAUUUAUACCCUUAAUCUGAACGAAAUCCACGAGAGCAGCAUGGAACAGCUGGUUCCACGGAGGUGCACAUGGGUGUAUGUAAUGAACAACUGGCUGUUGUCUAUAUCAGGUAAAGCAUCUCAGCUGUACUCUUAUAACCUGACGGGUCUCUUUGAGCAAGCUCGACAGAUGCAGAAGUUACCAGUUGCCAUACCAACGCAUAAACUCCCAGACAAAAUCAUCCCACGAAAGUUUACGGUGUCCAAUAAAAUACCAGAAACCAGGGGUUGUCAGAAAUGCUGCGUAGUGCGUAACCCAUACACAGGUCAUAAGUACUUAUGUGGAGCUUUCCAGUCCAGCGUAAUGCUGUUUGAAUGGGUGGAAGUCAUGCAACGCUUCAUGUUGAUAAAGAGUAUAGAGCUCACCCUGCCGUGUCCAUUAGAAAUCUUUGAGAUGUUGGUGGUCCCUGAGCAGCACUAUCCACUGGUUUGUGUGGCAGUCAGUAAAGGAAGCCACCCCGAUCAGGUGGUCACGUUCGGCACAGUCGAUCCCAAUGCCACCACCCCUGCAUUCACAGAGCCUGAAACACCUCAGACGUGUGUCAUUCAUGUGACUCAAUUGGAGAGGGACACUGUUCUAGUGUGUCUUGAUCGGUGUAUAAAGUUGGUGAAUUUACAGGGCAGGUUAAAAUCCAACAGGAAGUUGUCAACUGAACUCACCUUUAACUUCCAGAUUGAGGCAAUAGUGUGUCUUCAGGACAGUGUUUUGGCAUUUUGGAAACACGGAAUGCAAGGGCGAAGCUUUAAAAACAGUGAGAUUACUCAGGAGAUUUCUGAUAACUCGCGGACAUAUAGGCUGCUGGGUUCAGACAGAGUGGUGGUGUUGGAAAGCAAACCAGCAGAGGACCCCACGGCUCAAAGUAAUCUGUACAUCCUCGCAGGCCAUGAGAACAGCUACUGACAACACACACUGCCUUAACACACACAAGCCACUCUACAGAAAGCAUGUUACAAAGUAGACAUGUACACCUCAUUUUCAUUUGUAAAGCUACUGAACACAAUACUGCAACUUUUUGUAUACAUAAAUGGUCCAAAUACUAUAGAUACUUUUCACAUACAAUUCAAACCAAACACUACAGACACUACGGGUACUACUUUUUGUCUUUAUCAAUUUUGUCCCCACCACUUUUUGAAAUAGCUUUCAUCAGGUAAGGGUCUAAUGCAGAAGAAAAAUGUAAAGCUUCCAGAAGCUUCCAGCUUCUUGAGCAGGAGUUUAGUUUGUGUGUGUAAUAAUAAGUGCAGCAAUUAAGAAUAAGUCCAGCAAUUAAGAUUAUUAUUUUUAAUAUUAUAUAAUGAGUGCUCAUUACGGCUGUUAUCAGUGGGGUUGUGUAACCGUGGCGGCUAUGUUCUCUGGUGCAUCCAGACAUUUGCUCUACUCGCUCUGCUGUUGUGCAGCUCGUGCUCCUUUCCAGUUAAAUUGCAAAGCAAACACAAACAGAUUUGUCCCCAAUCAUGACAUAUGGUAACGUACGUACAGAUACUGUCAUUGUUUAUUAAAAUAAUAAGUUAUAUUAGGGUGGAUUAGAAACCAGAACUCCUUGUAUUGGAGGCAAAAACAUUUCCAUGAGACCAAAUGAUCAGUCUGGGUAAAAUAUCACUGAUCUACAAAUUUAUUAACUGAACAAAAAAAUUCCAGUACUGGCAGUGUUAGAUGUAUGAAUCAAGUUAUCUAAUUAAUUAUGUAAAUUGUUAUUGGAGUGCUUGAAGUGUUCAUAAAUAUGACUAUUUAUUGAAACUUUUUGAUAAAUUCUAUAUUAUCUACACAUAACCUAAUUAAUACCCAUGAGUUCUGCCACACACCACAAACUGUCCCCACCACUUUUUUUAAAAAAAUGAUCAUCAUGACUACGGAUAUAUUUCAAUACACAAACACAGUCCAAAGCAAACACUAUAUUUCAAUACACAAACACAGUCCAAAGCAAACACUAUAUUUCAAUACACAAACACAGUCCAAAGCAAACACUUCAGAUACUUUUUGAAACAUAAACAGUGUCAGAAAUUAACUUUUCCAUAAAGGGGCAAUAAUUCCCCCUGGAUUUGUUUUUUAGGAGCAUUUUUACAUUUUAUAAGGGUUUUUUUAAAAAAACAAUUCUAAACAUGAAAAAUAUACUAUGUCAUCCUUGUAUUAAAAUUUAAUAAAUUAAUUAAUAUAAGUUAUCAAUCUGAAUAAUUAGAUUGAUACAUUUAGAUUUAUAAAUAUAAUUACCUUUUGUCCAUAAAAUUAAAUCCACAUGAAAUCAUAUUUUAUGUGAUAAAGUGUUUAACUAGGCUUAUAAUAGAAUAUUAAGAACUAUAUUCUGUUACAAUAAAAAAAAAAAAACAGAAUAAAUUCAUUAUGUUGCCUCCAAAUUUUGCAUUUCUGUCACCUUAUGUGGCAUUUUUGCUCCAUGCGUCCUUAAUUUCUUAAACACAGUAUACAUAAACACAGUUCAAGUAAACACUACAGAUAUUUUUAAACAUAAACACAGUUCAAAGCAAACAAUAUAAAUACUUUUCAAUAUAUAAUCACAGUUCAAAGAAAACAUUACAAAUAGUUAUAAUACAUUAUUACAGUUGAAACCAAACACUUCAGAGACAUCUAAAAAAACACAACCACUGCACCAACAGUUCAACAUAACAGAGAGACAUUUUAAUGUUAAAUAUUACACACAGUAGACACAUGAUUUGCAGAUGUUGUUAACUUUGUAGCUCUCAGUACUGCAGUGAUGCAGCCCAGCAAAGAGCUCCUCCCUGUGUCAUUCUAAUAACCCCAAAUCUAACCGAAUCAAUGUCUUCUUCUGCUUCCUUCAUCACUUCAUUUCAUCUCUCUUAUUUGGCCCCAGGCAAGUCAGUGAUCCAGUUUUUUAUGUCCCAUUAAUUGCAUAUUUCAUCAUUAACAGCCCAACAAAUGACUGUGGAACUUAAGGGUGUUUAUAUUGUUUUAUCAAUGACAAAUGAACAAUAAUUAACAACAAUAUGAAAUAAUAAGUUUAACCCUUGUGCGACCUUCUGAUUUUUGUCUUUUUCAUUUUAGUUUUUUCGAUCAUUUUGGCUGUGUUAAUGCCAAUGGCAAAAUUUUUGCCAAACGUGUGUAUUUUUGGAACACAAACUAGUUACACUCAGGACCUGAAGGACAAAAAUGUUCCCAUUGAAACCCAUUAAAACUGCAUUAUUUGAUCCCAGUGCCAUUAAAGCAUAAAAUCAUGAAUUAUAUGGUAUUAUGCUUUCAUUCUGGAGUCCUGACUUCAAAAUGUUAAUUUUUUAUAUUUUCCACCAGAUGGAGCCAUUUUUCUCAUGUUUAUCCUAUGGAGCAAAUACAUGCUUUUGUUACCCUAUUUUCUGUUGGUUGUAUUAUAGAGUACUGCAGGCCAAUUGAAUAAAUGAUGCAGCUAAAAUUGUGUGGGUGUGUUAGUAUGGAUGUUAGAGUGUGUUUUGUAUGAGUGCAUUGAGAAAUGUGUGUGUGUGUGUAUAAAAACAACAGUGGCAUUAUGUAAACAAACUGGCAUUUAAAGGGUUAAAAUCCUGAAAAUGAUUGAAUAUUUGGUAGUUAUGAUCAGGACUGAUGUUGGUUAAGUCAGUGAAAGUGUAUAUUAAUAUUAAUAUAUUAUAUUUUUUUUACGGCAGUUUUUUUUUUCAGACAUUUUUGUCCUCUAAGGUCCUGAGUGUGUUUUCUUUAAAUCUGACACUGCACAUAAAACAUAGACACGUGGACAUUUUUGUCCUCGAAGGACCUCUGAGUAACUUUUUUUAUUGACGCACAAGGGUUAAAAUAGUGCUAUUGCACUUGCGUUUUAUGUGACUGCUUGAGUAAACCAGUCUCCCGAAACUAGGUUUUGCCAUCUCAUCCUGUCACAAUACUGCCUCUUAUGUUAUUCAAACUUAGGAAAAAGUCCUAAAGGGUCAUCAUUUGUAUGUUAUUCGUAAACGGUGACUUACUGUCGUAACAUGCUAGUUGACCAUUAUGUAGCCAUGCGUAAUAUGGUACAUGUCUGAAUAUCAGUAUCCAAGAAAUGUUGGUAAUACUUUAUUCCUUAGAUCUUGUAAGACAGUGGUUCUCAACUGGGGGUCGGGACCCACUAGGGGGCCUCAGCACACUUCCAGGGGGGCCUCAAGAUCUCUUAAAAUUAUUUAAAAUAAGGUAGAUUAUUAUAAUUUGUAUAUAAUUAUUAUAAUUCAACUUACUGAAAAUGCUAAAAAAUUUAAUAACUUCCUUCAACAGCUUGCUUUUUAUGAAGAGCAUACAGUUGCAAAAACAGACAUUUCUGGAAUCUCAAAAUGUAUCAUGAUUAAUUGUUUUGAUCUAUUGACUCCAGUAGUUUUUUUACAUUAAAAAAAACAAGCUUUGUCAUCAUAACAGUAGAAGUAUCAGAGCAAAUAUCUUACAAUAGAUAUAUCUUAUAAUAUAAAUAUAUAAUAUUUAUAUUUGGGAGCCAUGGAGUCAAAACGUUUGAGAAGUACUAUUCUAAGAGACUGUUUUUUACUGUAAUCAAUGAAAAGCAUGUUUAUUAAAUAGUGUCAUCAUGCCCUACUUUUUAAUAGAAAUUAAAUUUUAGAGACAUGGAAAAUAGUUUUUUAUAUGUUAUUAUUUAUACUGAUAUUUAUAUGUUUUAGUUUGUUACCAAGCACUGUUAUUGAUUUGCACAAUAAUUUUGCUCAGCUACACGUGUGCUUUUCUCAGUGUGCUGUGUGUUAAUGAGUGUGUGCACACUUACAGGCUGUGAUGUCAAUAGACAGAGAUCUGUUAUGCAGAUAAAAGCUAUUUAUCCAGCUCACUGAAAACCUAGAGAUAACACAAUGUCAUAUGAAUGCAGUAUAUGUAAAUAUGAAAGAGGAAGCCUGAAAAAUAACUUUUUCUAGAAUGUAGUUGUCUGUGAAGAGUUCUAGCAUUUCCAUCUGCUUGUAUGGUUUCAAAUCUGAAUUCUUACUGUUGCUUUUGUUUUUUUGUUUUUUUCCCCAAGUCAUUGCUAAAAGGACACAUUUUGCAUGUCUCUACCUCUAACAUGUCUUCAAAACCCUUAGUUUGGGGGCCUGGGUAGUGUAGCAAGUAUUGACGCUGACUACCACCCCUGGAGUCCUGAGUUUGAAUCCAGGGCAUGCUGAGUGACUCCAGCCAGGUCUCCUAAGCAACCAAAUUGACCCAGUUGCUAGGGAGGGUAGAGUCACACAGGGUAACCACCUCGUGGUCGGGAUUAGGGGUUCUCACUCUCAAUGGGGCACGUGGUAAGUUGUGUGUGGUUCGCGGAGAAUAGCAUGGGCCUUCACAUGCUGUGAGUCUCUGCGGUGUCAUGCACAACGAGCCACGCGAUAAGAUGCGCAAAUUGACGGUCCCAGAAGCGGAGGCAACUGAGACUCGUCCUCCGCCACCCGGAUUGAGGUGAGUAACCGUGCCACCACGAGGACCUACUGUACUAAGUAGUGGGAAUUGGGCAUUCCAAAAUUGGGAGAAAAGGGGAUAAAAAUAAAUGAAUAAAUAAAAAUUAGUUUGACCAAAGCUCAAAUCAAGCUUCAUUGUAUAGAAAAAAACAACUGUAACUCUCUCCCUGACAACAUUUUUCUGGACACUUUAAAAUCGUGUUUAUGGUAAUUGUCCAUGUUACAGCUUUAUAGUUCAGGACUUUUUUCCAGAUUCCAAGAAACCAUGUCCAUGUCUGAGCUUAAUCCACAGUAAUAUGCAAUCAGUGUGUUUGAUUAAUUUAUUAUAUGAGUGUGUAAACCAACAUCAAACAUCUUCAUGUCCUCUACAGCAGAGUUCUCUUAAUGUGACGCAUGUCUUGUAUAUAGUGUAAAAUAAUUUCAGUUUUACAGACUGUAUAAAGCCAAUAUUUUGUUUCAAAUGUGAAACUCUUUUAUGAGAUGUAACACAUUAAACCAAGGUGAAAAAAGGAAAA